CAGCGGGUAUGCCACAAAGAAGAAGAAGAAGAAGAAGAAGCAGAAGAAGAAAAAUACCGGGUUAGUUUUGGAAGUAAAGCCAGUGUGACAGUUUCAUGUGCAGCCUUUUCCUGGAGUCUAAGUUUGCAGUUGCCAUGGAUGACCUGACUGAAGCGCUUUCGGCCAGCUUUUCUGUGUCCAAGGAGCCCAAUAGUACAGCCGGCCCCCACCCUCGGCUGGCCCAGUACAAGAGCAAGUGCAGCAUGCUGGAACAGAGUGAGCGGCGCCGGCGCUUCCUUGACCUGCAAAAAUUAAAAAGGUUAAACUAUGUGAACCAUGCCAGGCGUCUGGCUACUGGGGACUGGACUGGUGCAGAUAGCGAUGGGGAGGAGGACAUGGAGAAAGCGGAGGAGGGAGCACCUGACCUCAAGGUGAAAGGAGAAGAGGAGGGGAUGGAGAUUGAGAGGAGGAAGCUGCCAAAACAUUACGCAAACCAGCUCAUGCUGUCAGAGUGGCUCGUGGAUGUGCCGUCAGAACUGGACACCGAUUGGCUGAUGGUGGUGUGUCCUGUGGGGAAACGAUCACUCAUUGUUGCCUCUAAGGGUUCCACAUCGGCGUACACUAAAAGUGGUUACUGUGUAAACCGUUUUCCCUCCUUGCUACCCGGUGGAAACCGACACAACUCUGCUUUGGGAAAAGACUACACUAUCCUCGACUGCAUUUACAGUGAGGUGGACAGAACGUACUACAUCCUGGAUAUUAUGUGCUGGAGAGGCCACCCGGUCUACGACUGCCCGACUGAGUUCCGCUUCUACUGGCUCCAGUCUAAAGUACAGGAGGCAGACGGCCUGUCUGAGAUCGCCAAACGUAACCCUUUCCAGUUUGUGAGGCUCCAAAGCACAGACUGCAGUCCAGAUUCCAUCCAGAAAGCGCUGGCAGCUGAAUACAGCUUCAACGUGGAUGGCCUUCUCUUUUACCAUCGCCAAACCCACUACACCCCUGGCAGUACCCCUCUGGUGGGCUGGCUCCGCCCCUACAUGGUCACUGAUAUCCUAGGUAUAGAAGUUCCCGUGGGGCCUCUCACCACCAAGCCGCUUUACGCCAGCCAUCAGCUGCAGCAGAUCCUGGAACAGAAAAAGACUUCAGGUGAAGUCCGUCCGGCCGACAGCAGUGGACGAUACGAGCUGGAGUACCUGUCCACGCCUGCCCCGGAUGGCGGGGAGACGCUGAGCUCCUUACCCCAGAAGCCCAUCAGAGAAGCACAGAUGGAGAGCUGAAUGUGAAGUUUGAGGAGACACAAAGUGCUGCUGAUUUAAGCAUGGCUGACAUAUGGCUGUUUGGAAUGUUCCCUGAGUGCAAAGCGUGUAACCCGCCGCCGCUCAGCACGCCCUCAGAGUGCAGAUCAGCUGAGCUGAAUUCUCGAUACCUUUUUAUCUGCACCUGUUCUGACUUACAUUAGUUUCCUUGCUGGAAAAAAAUGUAUUAACGUUGCUAAGAAGCUGUAGUAAUUAUUGUAUCACAGCGCGUUGUGUUUGCCACCCUGCAGAAAGUUCUGCCACGUCUCACUAGAACCUUAUUCUGCUGCUGGUCUUUUUUACUAGAUUCGCAUCAGGUUAAAGUCUGUUACAUAAGAAAUAUCUCAUCUUUUACAGGUUUGCUAUAUGUAACUUCAACAGUUGCUCAGUAGGCAAAACUGAGGAGAUCAAUACUGUAGACAUGACUACCUGAUGGUGUGCAGGAUGCACUUGGACUGUUCCUGCAGAUGCUUUUAAUGACUCAUGUUUGUGCACUCAUGUUCAGAACAUUCAGUUACAUCCUCAAAAGCUUUCAGAAUCGGAACUGUGUAAGGAAUUUUUAAAGGUACCAUCAAAUGAAU
This is a messenger RNA of Thalassophryne amazonica, 1855 nucleotides long. RefSeq names its product snurportin 1 (gene snupn). Gene Ontology annotation, cellular component: cytoplasm; nucleus. The transcript has 9 exons. The record is from RefSeq and is a predicted model, not a curated record. The coding region runs from base 96 to 1256 and encodes 386 amino acids. Gene Ontology annotation, biological process: protein import into nucleus; snRNA import into nucleus. Lineage: Eukaryota; Metazoa; Chordata; Actinopteri; Batrachoidiformes; Batrachoididae. Gene Ontology annotation, molecular function: protein binding; nuclear import signal receptor activity.